AUGGGGCCGCAGCAAUUCGCGUCAGCCACUACUCAACGCCGAUGGUCUACAGAAGCUCCUCCGAGGUUCACUUUUCCAACAACCCAAGUGGUCGGAUCGCCAGUUGACUCGACGUCGCUAUAUCCAUCACACACGCACGACAGAGUUGGGUCGAUGAGUGCGGUCUAUCCUUCUCCAGCACCCGACGGUAGUAUGUACGCGCAGCCAGCUACAAAUGCCUCCAUGUAUACUGAAGGUAACGCAUAUGCGCGCCCGCAGCCUCUGAGCAUCCCAAUUCCGCAAAGUUCUAUUUCUACUUCUGCCCCAUUCACGCCCUUCGACACUGUAUUCAACCAAAAGCAGAACGCAAUUUUGGCGCAAUUAGAUCAGUCACUUGGUAACAGCCAGGAAUACUCAGGCACCUCAUAUACUACGUCUCAUAGGCUACAGCACGCAGCAUCGACAGUGGACCAAGUUGGGACACUUGGGAGCUUGCCGGAACCGGCUCUGGAUUACGACGGCGACGAAGAUAUCGAGGAAUUGCAACGUCCAGGACUGAAUCAGGUGAUGGGGACCCAGGACUCGACCUUGAACUAUGGACUUGGACUACAAUUUCCGAUGGCUCUUACAAGCCCAUACCAUGAUAUUGGAUCAACGCCUCGGCUGAAGUAUCUCAUAAACUACUAUGCAGAGGUGAUCUCUCCAGUCAUUGUUGCCUUUGACAGCUCGAGCAAUCCUUUCCGUACCCACGUCCUUCACCUAGCCACCGAAUCUGAUGCUCUACAACAUGCCAUUGGUGCCCUGGCAGCCUCAAAUUUGCGUCAAAGGAAAAUGACCGGCGUACUGUCGACAUGUAAGACAGACCCAGCACGAAGAUCGUCGAUCGCGCACCUCAAUCUCUCAACCGCGGAUGAGUCGCUGUUGUGGGACUUGCAGCAGGCAAUGCACGAGGAAACACGGCUGAAGAAUCAUGCGGUCGCCCUGUUGAAUCAGCAGCUGUCGCAUCCCGGGAUGAGAUUGCAAGACUCGGCACUGGCCGUGCUCCUGAUUCUAUGCCUCUUUCACAUGUGCGACACCGGCGUGGCAAAGUUCUCUACUCAGUUCCAGGGCGUAAAGAAGCUGCUAGCACUGAGAAAGACAUCAGGUAUUGCGGAUACCGAGGAGGCACGAUUCUGCAGGAAAAUGUUUGCCUGGUGGGAUGGUGUGACCAGCAGUGUCAAUGAGCGCGAGGCCUUGUUUAGCAGAUCCCUCCAAUCACCUCCGACGUCACCUACGGAUAUUUUCAAUAGCGAACUUGACAGCGAUGAUGGCUCGACCUCUUUCGAAAUGUUAGCUGGUAUCGAUACAGGACUAUUCCGCAUUGUUUCGAGGCUGGGGCGGCUCAACAUGCUUGCUCAAGGCAGCAAUGUCGAAAAAGGAGAGGAUAUCGUAGCUCGGCCACCUACGACGAUGGGGCAGCUGACUUCACAGCAAGCGUUUGGACAAGUAUUCUCCGACGACAAUAGUUGGCUUCCCUUCCCGCCACCGCAUCUUCAGAAUCCACAAUAUCCCAUGACCGACGCACGCUCCGAACUGUUCCACCGGGAGCUCUCCGAGACGCUCCAUCUUCUGUCCCACUGGACACCUUCGCCUCAUCCAACUCCGAACCUCACGCCUUCCCAACAAGCCGACUUGCACAACCUUUCACUCACAUUCUAUCAUGCUACACAUCUCUAUCUCGUGCGUUUACAGCAGCCUAAUUUGCCUUCAGCCUCGCCACAGAUCCAUAGCAUUGUGCAAGCUGCACUGUCGGAGAUGGAGAAGGUCAAAGCAGACGUAUACCUGCUCUGGCCGCUGUUCAUUGCAGGAAGCGAGUGCGUUGGCGAGAUGGAGCGAGCGAGGAUCAGGCGCCGUGUUGCAGAGAUACAAGGAGAUAGUGGAUUUGUGAACAACGGUGUUGCGGUAGGCAUCCUGGAACGAGUAUGGGCGACCAUGGACGGCGAAGGUGAGCUUGGUGUGGUCAAGCAGGAGGUGAGCAACGGCAGUGGCGUAAAUACCACGCCCUGCGGCUUUAGGUGGUCACGUACCAUGAAGGAUGCUGUUGGUGCUGGGACGGGAGAGUACAUUGUGGUGUGA
Messenger RNA from Cyphellophora attinorum, 2094 nucleotides. RefSeq lists its product as uncharacterized. The coding region runs from base 1 to 2094 and encodes 697 amino acids. The record is from RefSeq and is a predicted model, not a curated record. Gene Ontology annotation, molecular function: DNA-binding transcription factor activity; transcription cis-regulatory region binding. Gene Ontology annotation, cellular component: nucleus. The transcript has a single exon. NCBI's taxonomy places the organism in Eukaryota, Fungi, Ascomycota, Eurotiomycetes, Chaetothyriales, Cyphellophoraceae. Gene Ontology annotation, biological process: positive regulation of transcription by RNA polymerase II.